This is a messenger RNA of Nematolebias whitei (Rio pearlfish), 426 nucleotides long. RefSeq names its product genetic suppressor element 1. NCBI's taxonomy places the organism in Eukaryota, Metazoa, Chordata, Actinopteri, Cyprinodontiformes, Rivulidae. The record is from RefSeq and is a predicted model, not a curated record. The annotation marks the transcript as partial. The transcript is spliced from 3 exons.
GUGAAAGAGUCUCACACACAGGAGCAGAAAGGCGACGAGCAGGAGGGUAUGAACCAUGAAUCCAAUAAAUCACCAUCAUUAGGAAUGAUCUCCACGGCAACUCGCACCACAGCUACAGUCAGUCCCCUCAGCCCACUAACCAAUGGGAACGCGGUUGCCCAGUCUGCAAACUCCGGAUUCGCUGCUGCCCUUCGUAAACUGGCCAAACAGGCCGAAGAUCCCAGAGGUUCUGCCGUUAACGGAGAAUCGUCUCCAGUCUCCUCCCCGGCCACCAAUCACAGCUCGCCGGUCUCCACCCCUAAGCGCGGCUCAUUAGGGCCCCUUUUGGGUCAGAACAGGGGCCACGGAGUACCAAGCACCCCUCCCGUGGUCACCAUUGCGCCCACCAAGACCAGCAACGGCCUGUGGAGGGCUGAGGGACGGCAG